GCCAUCAAAUCCAAUCAUCCGCAGACAAUUCUCCUUCGUGGCCAUGCACGCUGCACUCCAGAUAGCAGAGAUCCAACAGGUCUUCUGCUCACAGAUGUCUACAGUGAAGUCGUUGGCGGCACUUGCCAGGACAUGCAAGACGUUGAAAGAGCCCGCGCUCGACUGUCUUUGGUCAGGCGACCUUGAACCUAUCGAGCUUAUUUGCCUGAUCAAAGUCUUGAAGCCUGUCAUGGAGGUGAACCUAUGGAGAACCUGUGUGGUUGCCGACGUGGGUCUCACCACGGGCGACGAUUGGAUGCACGCCAUGAGCUACACUACCCGUGUCCGUGUCCUUCAUCUCUCAGUGUUGUCUGAAUGGCGCAUAACCGAACAUGCUAUCCGGAGACUUUGGUCAUCAUCAUCUACCAUUGAGCAGGUUUUCCCUAAGCUUCGUAGUCUCGUCGUCGAUGGCAUCAACAGCACUAGUGGUCCAGCUUCAUGGAGCCUUCAACUUCACUGCGACUUCUUUUUCCCAAAUUCCUCCGCAUUAACAUUGGAGUUCAGCGAAGGCGUCGAUCCUGAAUUUUGGAGGCUGUUACCAGAGCGGAGUCCGCGCUUAAAGUCACUGGCGGUCACUCCGCCCAGGGACACUAGGUACUGGAUCAUAUCAGACGGGCACCCCGAGUAUCCAAUGGUUACACCACUUUCUCGUGCUGUAGAACAGCUCCGUCUACUCGAGUACCUGAAAUGUCCCGAUCUUGAAAACGACGCUCUCCUCGCCGUCUCGCAACUACCAGGCCUUGAAUACUUAUCCCUAUGGGAGAAAGAAAUUGUGCUUCCCUAUCCGACCAUGCUUCAAUUUCCUGCUCUUCGCGUUCUUGAUCUUGUUCAAGUGAACUUUAGGGAUCUUAACGACAACGCCAUUGAUUUCCUGUAUAGUCUAGAGACCAUCCCGGAAACGGUUGUCAUGAAAACAUUGACGCCCUUGUUUCGGCUGCACCGGCUGAAGGAGAUCAAUAUUCCGAGGUGGGAUUGCCAGGUUGACUUCUCAGAUGAUGAUCUCGCCGCGAUGAUGACCGCCUGGCCCGGCCUCGAAAACCUCUGGCUGGGCGGCCGCCUUGUAUGUCCAUGAUACUUGGCGGAAUACUGGCCCCAGGGGAAAUCCGCAUGUCUAACGUCGCCCUGCACGCUGACACCAUGAAUCACCAAAUCAAUU
Coniophora puteana RWD-64-598 SS2 is the source of this 1195-nucleotide messenger RNA. RefSeq lists its product as uncharacterized. The transcript is spliced from 3 exons. The record is from RefSeq and is a predicted model, not a curated record. The coding region runs from base 44 to 1111 and encodes 355 amino acids. Lineage: Eukaryota; Fungi; Basidiomycota; Agaricomycetes; Boletales; Coniophoraceae.